AUCCAUUGGGGGUGUUCGCGCAGUAACGCAAACCUAGCUAACUACGCCAUUUGCCACAAAAGGGAGAAAAGUAUACGGCCCAUCAUUUUUACAGUGGCGGGCGACAGUCUGUCUCAGAUUGCAGCAGCAUAAAUCUGUAUGGCGAGGUAGCUAGUCAGCAUUUGCUAAUGCUGGGCUAGGAAAAUAUUUGGCUAUUGACGUCGUUAGCUAACUGAUCUACAGAAGCAGGACACUUGUGACAUAUUGAGGACAGUAUUACUGGUAACAUACCUUUAACGUUUCACUGAAAGUUCUUUGUAGCGUCUGACAAUUUUGCCAGAAAUGACAAAUUAUUCGUAGGCCGUACAAUAUAUUCCUUCAUCUCCGCAGCCUCGUUCUGUCGAAGCUCUGGCGCGGCGGGUUUUCCACAAGAUCCACACCAGGGCCAACGAAUUCAGAGCUUUUGUGUCGUUCGAAAUGACCGCACUACAUUUCUAAUAUUCUAUUUAGCCCAGAGGGGUAACUUAGUUAACACCCUGUCAAUGUGUGAUAGCUAGGCCAAGGCCAUUCUCCUACCGUUUAAAAAGGCGAGAAUAUUUGGAAUAAAACGUUAGCUAGCUAACUGGCUAGCCUCAGAGAUCCUGCCCAGGCACGGGAACAUGAAUGAUCCAAGUUUUAAUUGGCAUGCUCACAACAUAUACCCGGAACCUGCAACGAAUAGCGUUUAUCUUUCGUCAUUGAGUAUAACUAUGCAUUACAGUAAUACACUUGUGAAUUUUCACAAAUAAUGUUAUUUGAUUUUAAGUAAGGGUGUGUGGCUGCCUUGCUAUGCUAUCUAGAAGAUCAUGCUGCUAUAAAGGGAGGAUGUUUCAAAUAAUCACUUCUGACAAACAAUCACAUUGAAUUUGAAAUACUCCACAUAAGUAGCUAGUUAAAUGAUACUAACAUUAAGUAAAUUAUGAUUAAAUAUAGGCUACUGUCAAAAUUACUUCUGUACGAUAUGUCACUGAAUAUGGAACCUAUUUGAACGUUCUUGUUUCAGGGGGACAUAAAUUACCCACAACAACUUUGUUUUUAUCGGAAGAAUAUCGCAAGCCAUUCGUUAGUCAACGUUUCUGUAACUUCACUGUGCACAUUUCUUUUUAAAAUGUAUUUUAGACACGAAUCAAGAAACUUGAUAUAAAGAUUGAUGUAUGAGCUUUAGUUAGAAGAAUGUUAGUCAGUUAUAGUAGCAGCUCUGAAGAGGAGACAGAACAUUUACGAUUAGGAGGGGAUGUAACAAAAAGGAAGCAACGUUGGCACAAAGAUGACAACUCAUUGAGGAAGAAGCGCAAAUCAGAAGAGCACACCCUCAAUGCAAGUGUAUCUGUGCAUAGGGAGGAAGACGACUCCAAGUCAAGACUGCCUGUUCCUGGCAGUGUGCUGGACAUGUUCACAGAGGAAGAUGAGGACCCACUGACUGACGACAGCAUGCAACAUGGUGGACGGAUUCGCUCCUUCAAACACGAGAGAGGAAACUGGGCCACUUACGUGUACUUUCCAUACAUCCCAGAGGAAGGGUUCUUGGAGCUGCUUGAUGAGAUGACUGAAGUAGCAGCAUCCCAUAGCUUCUCUCUCACUCAUACAGAUGAGUUUCACCUCAGUUUAUCUAAGACAGUGGUUCUGAGGCAUCACUGGAUCCAGCCUUUCAUACAGUCCCUCAGAACAGGCUUGACACAUAGCAGGAGGUUCAUUUGUUCAGCUGAGAAGCUGAAGGUCUACUCUAAUGAUGAGAGAACCAGGACGUUCCUGGCUAUGGAAGUCUCCACAGGACAGGCUCAGCUACUAGAGCUUGUGAAAGCAGUGGACAGCACUAUGGAGGAGUUCAACCUUGACACUUUUUACAAGAAUCCUUCCUUCCAUAUAAGUCUGGCCUGGUGUGCUGGUGACUGCACUGAACACAUUCGCAAAGAGUGUCUGCAGGAGUUGCAGGGUCUGGUUGACUCCCAUGAGGAUGGACCCUUCCUCUUGAGACUGGACUGUCAAGAGCUGCGCUGUAAGGCUGGGAACAAGACCUUUUCCAUUCCACUACACUGACGAAACCAGUUCUCAUUCAGUCUGAUCAACUGUAAUGUUAGGAUACCUCAACAGUAAAAUGUGACAAUCAAAAGUA
Salvelinus namaycush (lake trout) is the source of this 2131-nucleotide messenger RNA. RefSeq names its product U6 snRNA biogenesis 1 (gene usb1). Lineage: Eukaryota; Metazoa; Chordata; Actinopteri; Salmoniformes; Salmonidae. Bases 1192 to 2055 code for a protein of 287 amino acids. Gene Ontology annotation, cellular component: nucleus. The transcript has 7 exons. Gene Ontology annotation, molecular function: 3'-5'-RNA exonuclease activity. The record is from RefSeq and is a predicted model, not a curated record. Gene Ontology annotation, biological process: U6 snRNA 3'-end processing.